GCUGUUUAUAAGCAGGCUGGAAGGAAAGCGAGGGAUCUCAUCUAUAUCUCAACUACCUGAGAACUCACAGCGAAGAUCCUGAGAGUCUGUUGGCCCAUUGCCAUGGAGAUGAAAGAUGGUAAUCCCGGUCUUGGUUAUGGGAACCCAGAGUUUCAAAAUGCAGCUUAUCCAGGAUAUCCCCCCCAACAAAAUCCUUAUGGAUAUCCACCUCCUGGGCCUUACCAAUUUCAGCCUGGCCAAGCUAUGCCAACUCAGCCUGGUGUUCCUGGAGCUGCCUGGAUGCCAAUACCUGCUGCCAACCCUAACUGCCCACCAGGACUGGAAUAUCUAAGCCAGAUUGACCAGAUACUGGUUCAUCAACAAGUUGAGCUGCUCGAAGUUCUGACUGGAUUUGAAACAAACAACAAAUAUGAGAUAAAAAACAGCCUGGGCCAAAGAGUCUACUUUGCUGCGGAAGAAAAUGAUUGCUGCACUCGGAACUACUGUGGGCCAAGCCGACCCUUUGCCAUGACAAUUGUUGAUAACACGGGUCGGGAGGUUAUGAAAUUGCACAGGCCGUUAAGAUGUUCAGCAUGUUGUUUCCCCUGUUGCCUACAAAAACUUGAAGUGCAGGCUCCUCCUGGGACAGUUGUUGGUUAUGUUGUCCAGAACUGGCAUCCUUGUCUGCCUAAAUUUACUAUUCAGGAUGAGAGAGAACAAGGCGUUCUCAAAAUCAGUGGGCCUUGUAUCCCUUGUAGAUGUUGCACCGAUGUUAACUUUGAGGUCAUGUCAGUGGAUGAGAGCUCAGUGGUUGGAAGGAUCUCCAAACAGUGGGCUGGUAGUGUGAAAGAAAUAUUCACCGAUACUGACAACUUUGGAAUCCAGUUCCCAAUGGACCUUGAUAUAAAAACAAAAGCUGUCCUGCUUGGUGCCUGUUUCCUUAUUGAUUUCAUGUUUUUUGAAACAAAAAAUUAGCUGAAAUGGAAGACUGGAAUGGAACACGCGUACAAAACAUUAUAGUAGUGACUGUCCUGAAGCGUUUCACUUCUGCUUAUUACCAGUUUAUUGUACCCUUCAGAUUUGGACAUAUGGAUGUGGUGCUUGUGUCUUUAAAAAUAAUGAAAGUGACCCUGGUUUUGAAUUUGUAAUUUGCUAAUCUUUUUAGGGUAAUGGUAAAAUGGGGAAUUCAUUUGGGCAAUAUAGCAGCUACAUUUUUUUUAGCAGGAACACAAUUCCAGAAAAUAACCUUUAUUGAAAGCUUUCAGUAAGCACUUUCCAAUGAUUCUCGUAGAGAUGAAACAUUUUAGUACUUUUGGAUACUAAGAAAACGCAGACUGACCAUCUGCUUGCUAUGGGAUAUUAAGUACACAUUGGUAAGAUUUAUCUGUAUAUAGCAAUUAAUGCCAAACACAUUUUAAUUUAUUGUUUAGUGGCUCCUCCCACAUUUUUGAAUAGUGCUGCAGUGGAUUGUGCCACGGAAAAUGCUCAGGCCAGUCAUACAUGCCCAUAUUUGUUCAAGCGGUAUAGAGCAUUUCUACCAUUCUGCCCAACUCUGUACUGUAUGUCUACGAGCUACGUGAGGCCAACAGUCAUUCAAGGUUUAAAGAAGUCCUGAUGAUUAUCUUAAUUGUUCUCCUAGUCUUUUUAUUUCAGUAAGGAAAUGUUUCCUGGUAUUAAUUUACAUGAAAUACCAAUCUACCUCUAAUAGAUAUAUUUCAGAAUUUUAUUUUGUAUAUAAUGAUAUAUUUCAGAAUUUUAUUUUGUAUAUAAUGUUAUUUCAUACACAAAUGGAGUUGUAAAUAUAAUUAAUUUUUUGUUUUUAUUUAAUUGCAUUGCACUUCCCUCUUUAUUUAAAACAUUUCUACCCACUAAAGCACUUUAUAAUUACUUUUGGGUGAUUCAGCUGGUGCUUGACAUCCUUGCUGACAUACAUUGGUCAUUACUGACAUCAGUUCCUCCCCCAGCGGAAUAAUUUUAUCAUGAACCAAUGAAUCUGCCUUUAUGUUUUUUGGAUGUGGGAGGAGCUGGGACCUAGGGAGGAUGUACAAACUGCUUGCAGAUAGUUUCCAGGUUGGAACCAAAUUUAGGACCCCAGUGCUACAAGGCAAAACUGCUAACUGCUGACCCAUAGCCCCACUGUGGUUUGCCAUGUGGAUGUGAAGUAAAGGCCAUAAAGCUCUGCCCUGCAGAGUUCUGCUACACAUAUGUGCUAAUAUACGUGAUGGGGGUUUGCAAGGAAGAUAUUUACAUUGAAUGUUGUUUUAUGAUGCCAAUGAUCAAACAAAAUCUACAUUGGUAUGUUAAUCUGUGGCAGUUUCUCUGUCAGGUGGGCACUUCAUGACUAUAUCUCAGACCAUGAUAAGAAUUUAACAUUGUCACCCAUUUCUACUACAACUGUAUUCUAUGUUUUAUCUCUAGGUUAUCAUUGUGUCCUCAAUGUACAAUUUAUUAUCUUUCUUAAAAAAAAAAUCCUGUAAUAAAAUUGAUUUCAUUAAA
Molecule: messenger RNA, 2475 nt
Organism: Xenopus tropicalis (tropical clawed frog)
Lineage: Eukaryota; Metazoa; Chordata; Amphibia; Anura; Pipidae
Gene: plscr2
Product: phospholipid scramblase 2
Exons: 9
Coding region: 103-954 (283 amino acids)
Biological process (GO): plasma membrane phospholipid scrambling
Molecular function (GO): phospholipid scramblase activity
Source: RefSeq, a predicted model, not a curated record